GAAAAUCAGCUAUGCCCUAUCUGUCUUAAAGUAAUGCUAUAGGUACAUGGCAUUUUAUAGUCUAGUCGAGAAUUUCAUUCGAUUUAGUGCAAAAAUUUAAUUGUCCUCGCCUAUCUAUUUUCCGACCCAUUUAAAGGCGAUAAAUAUAAAGAAAAAGUACACUUAAACCUAUAGUGGUUGUGAAUGGCGUUGUGUAGUUUGUGCUAGGACGAACGAUUUAAGCGGUUCCACAAGGACUAUAUAUAAAUUGGUUGGCGGCAGUUGCACAGGCAGUGCGCGCUGUAGCCUUAGUGCGGCAAUAUUGCAUUAAAAAAAAUUACACAGCAAUUGUCAUUUGAUUCGCGAGUGCGCGGCAAAAGUUUUGGUGCACGGUUGAAUAUAUUUGACAUCUUUGUGCUUGUGCUUCUUCAUCUGUGAAGAUUUUCGGAAUUCGAAUCUGAGCAUGGGUUCCCUGCCGCGGCUGUCUGUGGUGACCGGCGCCCGCACCAUGGUGCCGGCCGCGCCGCUCACAGAACAUCUCUCGCACUUGGCCAAAAGCGACAGGACCGCUUUGGUGUUUGCAGAUGAGUCGGGGACUGUUCGCAUCAGUUAUGCGGAACUGGAGGCGCGCACCAACGCUCUGUCCAGGGCCAUCGCCAACAGAGCGAAGGCCACUGGCGCGAACAGGGACGGAGACUUCGUGAUCGCAGUCUGUAUGCAGCCUACCCACAACACAAUAAUGGCGUUGCUGGCCACAUGGAAGGCUGGGGCUGCAUACGUGCCCAUGGAACCGAGCUUCCCUCAAGCCAGGAUAUCGCAUAUCCUGAAGGACGCAGAGCCAGCGCUGGUCAUCUAUGACGAUACUGCGAAUCCGUCGAUGUUUUCUUCGAGCGGGGUGCCGUUCGUCUCCUUCGAGGAGUUGUUCGUGGAAGCCAGCGGAUUGCCAGCGGAGGCGCUGACUGACGGGGAGAGGCUGGCUGCCCUCAGGACCCACGGUAUCGCCAUCGUCCUAUACACUUCUGGGAGCACGGGAAUACCUAAAGGUGUUCGUCUAACCUACUCCGCCAUUUGCAACCGUCUCUGGUGGCAGUUCCGUACGUUCCCAUACUCCAACACGGAGGUGAACUGCGUUUGGAAGACUGCCUUGACCUUCGUGGACUCUGUGUGCGAGAUAUGGGGCCCCAUGUUGCACGGCAGGACCCUCAUCAUACUGUCCAGGGAGACCACCAGGGACCCACAGAAAUUAGUGCGAGUGUUCAGCGAGAAUCAGGUGCAACGUUUAGUUCUAGUGCCAACACUCCUGCGUUCGAUCCUUAUGUACCUGUCGUUGAAUCCUUCACAAAGACCAUUGGAGUGUCUCAAACUCUGGGUCUGUUCGGGAGAAACUUUGAGCAAGGAGUUAGCGUUGAAGUUUUUCCAAUACUUUGGGGACCACAGCGGUUACAAGCUGGCAAACUUUUACGGCAGCACGGAGGUCAUGGGAGACGUCACUUAUUAUGUGCUGGAGAAGAGUGAUCAGCUGGAUAUACAUAAUACGAUACCUAUAGGGUCACCUAUCGACAACUGCGGAGUUUACCUCCUAGACGAGGACAUGAACCCUGUUCGUGAACGCGAGCCAGGCGAGCUGUGGGUGGCCGGGCUGAACCUGGCCGCUGGAUACGUGGGAGCGCAGGGAGCCGACAAGUUCUGCGACAAUCCUCAUGCGGAGCACACUGAUUUUAGUAGACUAUACCGCACUGGUGACUUCGGUGUGCUGGAGAAAGGUGUGGUGCUGUAUGCGGGCCGCACUGAUGCGCAGGUCAAGAUCCGUGGCCACAGGGUCGACCUGCUGGAGGUGGACCGGGCAGUCAGCGCCGUCGAAGGAAUCGACAAAUGUGUGGUGUUAUGCUACGGACUGGAUGUUGGUAAUCCUGAAAUCCUGGCGUUUGUCACUACUUUACCAGAGGCGCGUCUAUCUGCGCAACAAAUUGAGGCUAAGCUGAAGACUUCGCUUACUCACUAUAUGAUACCGCAAGUAAUUGUUAUUGAGAGCGUUCCGUUGCUGGUGAACGGAAAAGUGGAUCGGCAAGCGCUGCUGAAGAUGUACGAAAACACCAACAACAAUGACGACUCCAGCAUUCCCCUAGAAAUAGACUACACAGGCGUGGAGCCCGAAGCCCUGGAGGCCGCGCGGGUGCUCUUCGAAACCGUCGGCGAAGUCUUAGGCCGCUCCGCCAGGGGAGCUCUGUCUGUAAGGGCAGGCUUCUACGAGUUGGGAGGCAACUCCCUGAAUUCUAUUUACACAAUCACCAGGCUCCGUGACAAAGGAUAUUAUAUCGAAAUCAGUGAUUUCAUCGGGGCUGCCAAUCUUGGAGAGAUCUUGUCACAUAUAACCACAAACUCUGACUGCGGGGAUAAAGUCGACGAAGCCAAGUUUACUGCUGAACCCAUGAGGGAUGACGACAAGCAGCAGGUCAUUGAUAUGAUCGUGUCCUCGUUCUACGAGAAGGCCGAGUUGGAACAGUUCCUGAAGCACGAGAUAGAGACGUCUGACUACGCGCACUGCAUCGAGGCGUGCUGGAUCGCGUUAUUACAGGCGCGGCUCAGCGUAGUGCUGAGGGAUGUGAACGGAAGUGCAGUAGCAGUGGCUUUGAACUUCGAUGCGCGUGAUGAACCAGAGAUCGAACUGUCAGGUGGACUGGCCAAGAUCAUGGCCUUCUUGGAGUUUGUUGAGAGCUCCGUCAGGGACACUAUGCUGCCUGAGGGAAAAGGUGCCAUCCUGCACUCGUUCAUGAUGGCCACGGCGUCGAGCCUCAGUGCGCGCGAAAACGUAUCCGCCAUUCGCGCGCUAGAACAUGCUACCAUGCGCGCUGCUCGUGAGCGACGCUUCCAAGGCGUCUUCACUACCAACACCAGCCCGUUGACACAGCAACUCGGCACUGAUGUGCUUGGUUUCCAAACGCUCCUGGACUACCAGAUCAACCAGUACGUGGACGCCAACGGAGACAGGAUCUUUGGGAAGGCACCUGACGACAUGAGAGCCGUCGUCUGCUGGAAACCGGUGGAUUGAAACUGAUCCCAAGUCGAUUGCAAGUCGAAAUUUUGUUGGAAUAUUAAACUGUACUAGUUGUAUCGCUGAUAUAUUGCAAAAACUGAUAUAUUCAGUGCUUAUAUAAAUCAGAAAUAAUCAACAUUAUUUUCCAAGUUCAAAAAUGACGUUUUUAAAAACAUAGUGUUUUGUAUAUUAAAGUAGUUUCCUAUAGGUAUCAACAUUUUCCAGUGUUACAAUUAGUUACAAUCAUAUAGGUUACAAUGGAGCAUCUUAACAUUACAGUGUUCUAAGAACAUGAAAUAAUUGACAACAGAUCUCAUGUACCGCAUAGGGUACACGAACCUGGCAGAAGCGCUUCGCAUUCCAAUAUAGGGUACACUGUACUGUUAACGUGUUAACAUUGUUGGGUACAUAUACAGACUGAGUUAGACCUCUUCAAUAUUUGAUCGAAGUCUUCAGUUGACCACAUAUUUACCUAAGCUAAAUAAUUGAUAACAAGUGGGUAGAGUCUGUGCGGAAAGAGAAUGGGAUUUAGAUUGGAGGGCGCUGUAGUGCUUUGCUACCGCAUUUAUAAGGUUUUACCCCUUUUAAACAUGAUUAAAUACAAAAAACCGCAAGAAAUCACAACAACAAACAAAUCCGUAUCAAUACAAAACUUUGACGUUUUACAGAUUGCUGGGUUUGAUUACCAAAUAAAAAUCUUAAUGUUAGUUUCGUUUUUCGCCACGCCCAUUCUCUUUCCGCACAGACUCUAGCUUGUUAUUAUAAUGAUGUUUAAGUGAAAUAUUGAGUAAAUAGCUUUUUAUUUUACUAAUAGAUUCAACGCUUACCUACUACGGUACUUUCCAGUUUACAUUAUUAAUUUGAAAAUGUAAGUUUAGGUAUCGAUAUUUUUAAAUGAAAAUGUGUAUUCUUGCCGUAUCUUAUUCUAGUGUAGAUCGUAGUUAUUUUGCAAAAAAAAUAUAUCUACUAUGUUACAAUGUUAUAAAUCCACAUAAAAAAUCAACAAAAAAUAUUAGAACGAAGAAAGAAAAAUCAUUUAUUGGCUUUAAGGCCAACACAAGUAAGUAACGAUAAGAAAUUAUAUACCGAUAAAUAAUAAAAACAAACAGACAACAACAAUAUUCAGAAAGAAGAAGGGCCAAUUAGGACCCUGCCUCAGCUUAAUGUUGUUACAAUGGGACGGGAAUAUUCCCACCGUAACAGCGCUGGUAUUCUGUUAGAGUGACAAAUAUAAUCACACUAAUAUUAUAAAGGCGAAAGUUUGUGAGUGUGUAUGUUUGUUACUUCUUCACGUCCAAACGGCGGGAGCGAUUUUAAUAAAAGGACAUGUUAAAGUUUUGUAUGAGCGACUGCCCUGGCAAUGUAUAAAUACUGUACUUAGUAAUAUUUAUGGUAAAUGGCUGAAUAUUUAUAAUUUCUAUGAAAAAAUGUUCAGGAACUUUUGAUAGUCACAAUCUUGAAAAUUAUGAGAACUCCUACUGUGUCAUUACCUUACUACAAUUGAUAAAAGAUGUUGCCAAUUAUUUACGGAGUCAUCAAUUUCGCAUUUUCUUAGAAUCAUUUUUCCCAUUUCUCUGAUUAACUCUUCACAAAAAGGUUUUUCAAAGCAAGAACAAAAAAUAAAUAGAAAUAUUUUUUUAUUCUCGGCCUGACAGGAUAUAUGUGAAGUUUUAUUUUGUCCGUUUGCAAAAAUUAAAGAAUUAAUUAUCAUACAGCCUUGUCUCAAGCCUGAUCAGAAUAAUAAAAUCUAUUAUUUUAGGCCUUCCGUGAUUUGUUAUAAUAAUAAUUAAGGCCAAAUAUGUCAUAGUUUGAAGGAGUUUAAAAAUAAUAUUGUUUAUUUAGAUAUACUUUCAUAAAUAUUUUUGUGAACAUUUAUUGUUCAUUUAUUUAGUUUUUCAAACAGACACGAAGUAAUUUUUUUUUUACUUUUAAAUAUUUGAUUAUUACACGAAAGUUGUAUGAUAAUAAAAAACACGUUAUAAUUAAUAAAAAAAAUAUUGUAAAGUUACAGGCUAGUGCGAAAUAUUCAUACACGUUAAGGGCAGUUUCUUAGCCAUGUCCUUUGGUAUGGAGUUAACUGACACCCUGGAUUAACACAUAGGCUAUGUUUUACUGCGGGAAAAUAUCCCUAAUAAACCGCGGGUAACACCGCGGGGCACAGCUAGUUAGUUAUAAAUUUAUAUAGUUACAUGAAAACUUUCUUGAAUAGCCGAACCCACUGCAAGUUUCAUGACAUUACUUCAAUAAUGUUCUCUUUUUAAAGUUUCCAAAUUGGAUAUCAAAUUAUUAAGCAGUACAAAAAUAUAACGAGAUGAACUUCUUAGCAAUCCAUGGUUUCCCCUUGCGAGUGCCGCGUCCAUUGUGUGGGGGUAAAAGAAACUCUGAACAUUUCCCGGGACUUCCGACCCAGGUGUAGGUUUAAGGAGGCAUCUAUAUGUGUAGUAAUAUUUUUUAUUUAUUUUAAACAUUUAACUGCUAGAUGUUAAAACUAAAGAAAAUACCACUAGAACAAACUCCACGCGGACCAGACAACAGACGGGACUCGAGCCAGCACCCGCUCAAGGGUCACGGUAGCAUAAUAAUAAUAAUAAUAAUAAUAACUGUUUUAUUGCCUCCAAAUUAUGAUACACUUAUUAAAACGUACCUACUACCUAAAGGAAAAACAAAAUUACAAGUAUGUGUCUUAAAAUAACAUUAAGUGGAGGCAAGAGGACGAGGCUCAGCGUAAGCGGAGCCAAGGUAUGCAUAAUGGUCAGUGCAUUUGCCCGGAUAGCGAAGGGUGCAAUUUCGAGUCCUAUCUGUUGCCUGGUCCGGAGUUUUUCUAGUGGCAUUUUCUUUAUAUAUAUCUAUAAUAAAAAAAAAAAAAUCGCUGAAUGUGUUGCUAAGCGCAAAUCUCGAGAACAGCUGAACCGAUUUCGAUAAUUCUUCUUUUAGAAUAUUCCUAGAAGUACGAAGAUGGUUCGUACGCAGACAAAAAAAUAAAAAAAUGUCCAAAAACAGCACUUUUUGUUGUGUAUACUCCCAUACAAAUGAUUCGCAAUAAUACUUAAAAGUCAAUUUGAACUUUAAUACCAUACCAUAAAUUUCAAAUGUUAGUGGUGAGGUUCCGGGAAGAGUACUUUUAUGAAGAGUCAUUUAAAUCUACACUACAGCUCUAUACCGAAGCGAAGCGAGGGCGGGCCACUACUAUACAUAUAUAUAUAUAUAUAUAUUUCGGUAUAUAUACCUAUAAUUAAUUAUUGUUAAAUGUCAAAGUUCAACAAUUGAAGCUUGAAGGCGAACUUAUAUUUUACAAGUUAUGUAGCUUUAAAAACAGUUGAAAACCUUCAUUGUGACAGCACUACUAGGUCAUACAACGAGCUAUCUCUAUACUACACUACAUUUAACGUUAAAAAGGUUAAACUGAUAACAAUCUAAAAAAUACCGCAUUUUUAAUUGAGCUGUCUGUGUAAUGCAAUCUUGCAAGACCUUGUUUUUGAUACAAAUCAGACAGACUCUCUUAUUAAAUGAAAAGCAAUUAGUUAAUGAAUACAAAACAGUUCGUUAUACAAAAUAACGAUAUAUGAUAUAGAUAAUGAACUGUGCAAAUUUAGAUACACCUACGUAGCUGUACUUUCAAUUAAUAGCAAUGAACUUGGUUAAAGUAUUAGAAAAAAAGGUUUCUCAAAAGUUACAAAAAAAAAAUCAUCAGGCGAAUGCACUGAUCUGAAUGCUACCGAGACCUGUCCAUUUUUUCUGUUCGGAAACGGGACUGCAAUGUUUUUUUUUCGACACUUUAGUUACCUACUAAAAAAGUAAAAGUCGGCGCUUUGUAAUCAAAUUUGAGUAAUUGAGUAAAGGAGGCAGGGGAAAUAUCUUUUCACUUGUAGGUGGCACCAAGAAUGAAAUACCGCACCAGUCAUCAUACAUCCUCACCUCACCGUCUUGCAAGAAGCUGCUUAGUAGAUAGUCUGUCCGGCUGUAUAUUCGGAGUUUUACUGUCUUGUCGUGACCACCCAAAUAUUUAUGUUUCCGCCAUUUAGCUACAACUCUGGCAUUCCUAUUUUAUAAGAUGACAAUUCUAUUUUUGAAGUAACGCGUGGGCAUCUUAUUCGCUUUGCCCUUCAAAACAUAAGAAAAAGCAUCAGAGUAACAUAACUUAAUAUCAUAUCUUUUUCUGAACUAUGAACUGAAAAGAGAGACAGACAGACAGUUAGCGGAAACACAAGAAGUUUCUGAAUUCGACAAAACUUUUUAAAUACAAAAUAAAACCAACUUCAAAAUCGAAAAUGGAACUAAAAAGUAAAAAAUAAUAUCUGGUUCAUGAUUUGGAGACGGGCGGGUCAAGAUUGAAAGAAGAAUACAACGAAUAGUUUUUUGUUUAAAAAGUUUUUGUUUCAUCCAUUUUAGUGAAAAUUACAUCGUCCAAGCAAAACAUAACGCAAAAAAAUUACGGAGAAAUCGGUGAAUAUGCAUAAAAAACACCGUGCGUGCCUUUGAAGGUUUCCCUCGAUUGCUCCGGAUUCCACCAUCAGAUUCCGACUUGGUUUCAAUGGGACCACCUAGGAAGUGCACUCUUUCGAAUAAAAAUUUGGAAUUUUGGAAAUCGGUCCACAAUUGACGGAGAAAUCGGUGUACAUAAAAAAAAACAAUAAUCAGUCGAACAUAGAACCUCCUCCUUUUUUGAAGUCGGUUAAAAAUAACAAGGUAAUUAUUUAUUUUUCUGGGUUGUAGUGAGAAAAAUACACGUACACAGGCAAAGAUAAAUAAUUAUUUAUGUACCCGGGUAAGAAAUGUACUUGUGCACAGACAAAAAACACCAUUACAAUGGAUUCCAAAUUCCAAUGCAACGGCAAAAUGAUGCGUACGUCAGAAAAAACAUUGAUAUUGUUUUUCGAACCAGUUUAGUUAAGAAACCGAACCAGUUAUUAAUUUAUAUUUUACUUUAGCUUUAAGUAAUAUAAUAACUACUUUGAUAAAAUUUUGUUAAUUAUUAUUACUUAAGUACUUCAGUAUUUUGAUAAAUGUCGCGUUAUUCCUAUGUCGGUACAAAAAGUACAUUUUUUCUAAUCACUUUCUAGAUCCGAUGAAAAUCAGAAUUAAAAGGAAUUACCUAUGCAAAUUCAUAAUGAAAUAAUACAUUUACUGUAGAAAUUGAUGUAAUUUAAUCUAUAUUAGGUUUAAGUUAGAUAAAAGUAGAUAAGUUGAUAAGCAUACAUAUUUAUUGAAUAAAGCACAGUUCCUAAAGUGAAUUCCAGUGGUGGUAAUUUGAUUUUAAAAGGUGAUAAAUUGUACAGUAUAAGUGAUUCAUAUUUGACACACUACCUCUGUAAUUAAUUUGACAUAGAUUGAAAUUGAAUAUAAUGGUAGGUUAGGUACAUUUAAAAGAUUUCAUUGUAAUACAUCAAAUUUCGUUAGCUGUAAAUACACACAUGAAUACGUAGAUUAAGUACGUAUAGGGUAGUUAACUAGAUAAAUUUCGUAAAAAAAAAUCAUUCCAAACUACCUAAAGCUCGUAUUAUUGAAUGAUAAGUAAGUGUUGAUCUUUACUUGAUUACAGUUAGAAAAGGAUGUCGUUACAGGUAUAUAUAAUAGCACAUAGCGACAUCAAGUACAAGUUCAACAAUUAGUUGUGAUAUUGUCAUACGAGCCUAAGACUACGUUUCGUAGAUUCGCAAUAAUUAGGUACUGCUUUAGUAACUUUACCCGAUAACAGGUUUUCAAAUAUUUUUGUUAAAAUUUUAUUGAUAUAAUAUAACUACUUAUCAUCAAAAUUUUGAUAGGUCAAUAAUUGUCUUCUUUCACAUGGUAUUGUCUUUGUUAAUGCAUAUCUAAAGUAAUUUAAUACUACCUUUGCGUAGAAAUAGAAUUGUUUAAAUAUAAUUAUUUUCUGCCUACCUACCAACCACCUCACUGCUGACAAAAUGUAAAUACUUAGGUAUUUUGAAAAAUAAAAAAAUUACCAACCAG
Messenger RNA from Chilo suppressalis (striped riceborer), 8962 nucleotides. The record is from the annotation of a GenBank genome assembly. Lineage: Eukaryota; Metazoa; Arthropoda; Insecta; Lepidoptera; Crambidae.